UUCUGCAACGGGGGAGCGCGAAAGAGCCAGCGCGAGAGCGCGAGCAACAGUCCUUCCCAUAAGAAUGUUGAACUAAUUGAGGCGCACUGGGUGCUUGGAGGGAGAAUUCUGGGAGGGGAAACCCAAACAAAAAUCGUUAUAGAUCUUUUCUUCCCACGUCCCGGGUCUAGGGACAGCGGGGCGGGGGGAUGUCCAAAGGAAGAGCAACAACAAGUGGACCCCGGCAGCCCAGCGACUGACUUUGGACACCGAAAUUGGGGAGAGAAACCAGUGAAAGAAAAAGGCGAGGGGACUGCAUCUUCCAGCACGCGCGAGCCCGGGGAGGGACAGGAAGCGCCCCAAAGCAGCAGCGCGGCGCAUCUUCGUUGUUGAUAGCGAGAGCAACAGUCUGUCUUGGUGCACUCCUGGUUCGAUUCAAAGUCUCCACCGAAAAUCAUGAACUCAGAUCUGUGGAUUUUGUAUGAACCACUGAAGAAUACCUUAAGCAAUGAGAUCUCAAGUGUAAAAGGAGAUGGUCCAGGAAUAUCUCUUGAUCACAUCAAAGAACUUGUACAAACACGCCCCCUUAAUUUGUGUCAAACCUUUUGGGCAGCAAGAUAUGGAACUCUCCUCUUUGAGAAAUAUGCAGAGUGAAAAACCAGGUUAUGCUAACACGAUGGAACGAUGUUUCCAAGAUACUGUUUUCCAAACCUCAGUGGUCUUGCUGUUCCCGCGCAAAACACCCAGUAAUGACUGUUGAGAACCCAGACAUUUAUUUUCCUUCUUGAGUCUUCUAAACAAAGACAUUCAACAUGGAGGUUGCCAUGGUAAGUGCAGAAAGCUCUGGGUGCAACAGCCACAUGCCCUAUGGAUACGCAGCCCAAGCAAGAGCCAGAGAAAGGGAGCGACUAGCACAGUCCAGGGCAGCGGCAGCGGCAGCUGUGGCAGCUGCAACAGCAGCUGUAGAAACAGGGGUUUCUGGAGGAGGAGGACCUCAUCAUCACUAUCACCAGGAACAGAAUCGUGGGGCUUCCUCUUCCUCCUGCUGUGGGAACACAUCACGCGGCGGGUAUCAUCAGAGUAGCAGCAGAAGAAAGCAGAUGAGGAAAAAUCCUCACUGUCUCAGCAGCAGGGAGUUUGGCGCCUCUUUCCCUUGCUCUGAGUUGCUGCCUCUGAGUGGCUCAGAGGAGAAGAUUCUGAAGGACUUGAGUGAGGAGGAGGAGGAGGAGGAGGAGGAAGAAGUAGAGGAAGAGGAUGGGGAGGAUGAAGAAGAUGAGGAAAGGAGGUUCUACUGCAGUGAUGAAGAUGGCGAAGAUGAGUAUUCAUUUUCCGAUCAGCCUCCUGAGGAUGGCGUUGGGCCUGGGGGCUACACCUCAGUCCGCUACAGUGAGUACGAGUGCUGUGAACGGGUUGUAAUCAACGUGUCUGGCCUGCGGUUUGAAACUCAGCUGAAGACCUUGGCUCAGUUCCCUGAGACGCUGCUGGGCGAUCCGGCAAAGCGGGGCAGGUACUUUGACCCACUCCGGAAUGAGUAUUUCUUUGACAGGAAUCGUCCCAGCUUUGAUGCGAUUUUAUACUACUAUCAGUCCGGUGGGCGUCUGAAAAGGCCAGUCAACGUGCCCUUUGAUAUUUUCAGCGAGGAGGUGAAAUUCUAUGAACUUGGGGAAGAGGCCAUCCUGAAGUUCAGAGAGGACGAAGGGUUUGUCAAGGAAGAAGAUGAUAAAGUGUUGCCUGAAAAUGAAUUCAAGAAACAGGUGUGGCUGCUCUUUGAGUACCCUGAGAGUUCCAGCCCCGCCAGAAUCAUUGCCAUAGUCUCUGUUUUGGUCAUUUUGAUCUCCAUUGUCAUUUUCUGCCUGGAAACACUGCCAGAGUUCAGAGAUGAAAAGGAACUUUUUUUGACCUAUAACUUGGAGAAUGUAAAUGAGACACUGCAGUUGCAGAGUGGGGGGCACACAAUCUUUAAUGAUCCCUUUUUCAUUGUUGAGACCGUCUGCAUUAUUUGGUUCUCCUUUGAGUUUACAGUGCGCUUCUUUGCUUGCCCCAGUAAAGCAGCCUUCUUCAAGAACAUCAUGAACAUCAUAGACAUUGUUUCCAUUAUGCCUUAUUUCAUUACCUUGGGUACAGACAUGGCCCAGCAGCAGGGCAGUAAUGGUCAACAGGCUAUGUCUUUUGCCAUCCUGAGGAUCAUCCGUCUCGUCAGGGUGUUUCGCAUCUUCAAGCUCUCCAGACAUUCUAAGGGUUUGCAGAUCCUGGGUCACACUCUCAGGGCCAGCAUGAGGGAACUGGGGCUCCUGAUCUUCUUCCUUUUUAUUGGAGUCAUUUUGUUUUCUAGUGCUGUUUAUUUUGCAGAAGCUGAUGAAACUCAUACCAAUUUUCAAAGCAUCCCUGAUGCCUUUUGGUGGGCUGUUGUGACCAUGACUACUGUUGGUUAUGGGGACAUGAAACCCAUAACUGUUGGUGGGAAAAUUGUUGGGUCCCUCUGUGCCAUUGCAGGUGUGUUAACCAUUGCUUUACCAGUGCCAGUGAUUGUCUCCAACUUCAACUAUUUUUAUCACAGAGAGACUGAAAAUGACGAACAGACCCAGCUGACACAAAAUGCAGUCAGUUGUCCGUACCUUCCGACAAUACUCAAGAAAUUCAAAAGUUCAUCAUCUUCAUCCACAGAGGACAAAUCAGAGUAUUUGGAGAUGGAGGAAGGGGUUAAAGAGUCUCUUUGUGUAAAGGAGAAAAAGUGUCAGGUCACAGGGAAUGGGAAUGAGACAGCAAAACAGAACUGUGUAAAUGCAAAAUCUGUGGAAACAGAUGUUUAACUUUGACUGUUUCCAAACUUAUUUAUGCAUUAAAGUAUGCAUUGGUUUAAAAAAAUGAAAUAUGCAAACAGGAGUUUAAACAAGCAUAUAGAAAUAUGCCCUUUACUGGUUAAAUAGGAAUUACAAAGCAUUAGUAAACUUGUAUUGCAGAUCAAGUAAAUGAUAUACCUUAUGGAGGGGGUUUACCUGAAGUAGUUCAAAGUUUAUAUUUUUACUAGAAUGCAGGUGUUUUGCACAUGAGGGAGACAAUUUUACUUUUUAGGAGGAUGUGUUUAACUAUCCACCUCACUCACUGCCCAGUGGUAAAAGUUAGCAUUUCAAGGUAUUUACUAUGUAAGAAACAAUGAAGUUCAGUAGCCAUGUAUUCAUUUGUUAACGCUUUAAGAACAGCUACCAUAAUUCAGUGGGUUCCAUAGUCUUUGAUUUUAAAAUGCUAAAGAUUGUU
Molecule: messenger RNA, 3234 nt
Organism: Rhineura floridana
Lineage: Eukaryota; Metazoa; Chordata; Lepidosauria; Squamata; Rhineuridae
Gene: KCNA4
Product: potassium voltage-gated channel subfamily A member 4
Exons: 2
Coding region: 792-2789 (665 amino acids)
Biological process (GO): protein homooligomerization; potassium ion transmembrane transport
Cellular component (GO): voltage-gated potassium channel complex; membrane
Molecular function (GO): potassium ion binding; delayed rectifier potassium channel activity; protein binding
Source: RefSeq, a predicted model, not a curated record